Molecule: messenger RNA, 1605 nt
Organism: Juglans microcarpa x Juglans regia
Lineage: Eukaryota; Viridiplantae; Streptophyta; Magnoliopsida; Fagales; Juglandaceae
Product: spermidine hydroxycinnamoyl transferase
Exons: 1
Coding region: 70-1452 (460 amino acids)
Molecular function (GO): acyltransferase activity, transferring groups other than amino-acyl groups
Source: RefSeq, a predicted model, not a curated record
UUCAAUUUUCAUCGAUCUCAUAAUUUAGAUUCCAAGUACUACCGAUCGAUCAUCUUCAAAAAGGAAAUAAUGGUACUAAUUAAUGUAAGCUUCAAGGAUUGCCACACAGUGAAGCCAGCGGAGCCAACAAGGAAUGGACCCCUGCCCUUAUCAGAAUUGGAUCAAAUCGGCACCAUAACUCAUGUUCCCACAAUCUAUUUCUACCGCCCACCUCUAUACUGGCUUUCACCACCCGACUCCAUUGCCAAUACUCUCAGAGACUCUUUGAGCAAGGCAUUAGUGCCUUUCUAUCCACUCGCAGGCCGUUUGCGCUGGAUAGGUUGUGGCCGUCUCGAGCUUGACUGCAAUGCCAAAGGGGUUUCAUUAUAUGUAGCCGAAUCUGAAGCCAAACUAGAUGAUAUUGGCUACUUAUCUCCCUCUCCUGGAUAUGAUCAGUACCUUAUCCCAUCUGUAGACUAUGGCUCAGUUCCAAUACAUGAACUGCCAUUGUUGUUGGUUCAACUCACUAAAUUCAAGUGUGGGGGCAUUAGCCUCGGCCUAAGGAUAUCACAUGCUGUUGUUGACGGAACAAGCGCCCUGCACUUCAUUUCCGAGUGGGCUAGGCUUGCCAGGGGCGAGCCAUUAGGUGCAGAACCAUUUCUUGAUCGAAAAGUAGCGUUCCAAGCUGGGGAUCCCCCGAUUGCUGCUCCAAUAUGCCUCGACCAUUCGGAAUAUAGUCAUCCGGUACUACCGCUCUUGCUCGGGCAGUCUGAUGAUGUAGAGGAGCGAAAGAAGAAAACCACUUUGGCCAGACUAAAGCUUUCCAAAACCCAACUUGAAAAGCUCAAGAACAUGGGAAAUCAGGAUCGAGUAAUCGGUAGCACUGAUGCUGCUGGCCGUGCUUACACCCGAUACGAGAUCGUGACAGGACACAUAUGGCGAUGUGCAUGCAAAGCACGUCGACACAAAGACGAACAGCCUACGGCAUUAGGUAUUUGUGUCGAUUCACGGAGCCGCAUGCAUCCGCCAUUGCCUCGAGAGUAUUUUGGCAAUGCAGCGCUGGAUAUUCCAGCUACGAGUCAUGCGGGGGAGUUGAUGUCCAAACCAUUAGGCUACGCUUCGAGCAGGAUAAGAGCAGCGAUUGAGAGAGUGACGGAUACGUACGUGAAGUCGGCUCUGGAAUUUCUGAAGAAUGAACCGGACUUGACGCGGUUCCAAGACAUUCGUGCCGAAGAGGCGCCUUUCUAUGGGAACCCAAAUCUCGGGGUCGUGAACUGGAUGACGCUGCCGAUCUACGGGCUUGAUUUUGGGUGGGGGAAGGAAAUUUACAUGGGGCCGGGAACGCACGAUUUAGACGGGGACUCGCUCGUCCUCCAUAGCCCUGAUGGAGAUGGAUCUUUGAUUGUGAUGUUGUGCCUGCAAAGAGCUCAUAUGGAUGCUUUUACGAAGCAUUUCUACGAAGAUAUCAUAUAAAUUUUAUAGAAUCGAAACUAGCAUAUAUAUGCUCCUGAAAUAAAUAAGCUAGCUCUAGCUAGCUAGGAUCGAUCGAUCGAAGAGCUCCAAUACGUACUGCACGCUUUCAGACUGAAAGUAAUAAGGAGAUCAUGAGCAAGUAGAAAAAUAAAA